Geodia barretti is the source of this 879-nucleotide messenger RNA. Lineage: Eukaryota; Metazoa; Porifera; Demospongiae; Tetractinellida; Geodiidae. The record is from the annotation of a GenBank genome assembly.
AUGUCGAAGCUGAUCACAGUUUUUGGAGCCACCGGCGGACAGGGCGGACCCGUGGCGCAGGCUCUGCUACGUAGUGGAUUUAGAGUGCGAGCAGUAACCAGGAGCACGGAGAGCGACAAGGCCAAGGCGUUGAAGGAUGCGGGGGCGGAUGUCGUAGCUGGCAGCGUCACUAACGCAGAAUCCGUUCGCGCGGCCGUGACGGGAGUCCACGGCGUGUACCUGGUGACUCUGGUGUCGCCGGACGAGGAACAGGUGGGGAAGGCUGCAUCGGACGAAUGCAAGAAGGCUGGAGUCCAACACGUAGUGUUCAGCGGUCUGGACUCGGCCAAGGACAAGAUAGGGAAGGCUGUCCACCACUUUGACUCCAAGUCAGCAGUGGAAAAAUACCUGGACGAGAUCGGGGUUCCCAACACGUCCGUCCGUUUCCCGUUCUACUUUGAAAACUUUAUCGAUUUCGUCCAGUACUCCAAGCAGAGCGACGGGAGUUAUUCCCACACACUGCCCAUGAACGGACCCAUGGAUGCAAUGUCAGUUGCCGAUGGAGCACCGAUAGUAGUGGAGGUACUCAAAAACCCAGACAGGUACAUUGGGAAGAAAGUUGGGUUGAGUGCUGGGAGGCUCACAAUUGGAGAAUACACUGAAGUAAUAUCCAAGGUCACGGGGAAGACUGUGAAGUACAACCAGGUGUCGUUUGAGCAGUACGCCAACCAGCCCAACAACCCUUUUGCUGCCGAGAUGUCGGCCAUGUAUGAAUACUACAGCAAGGCGGACACUCCGUACGAUGAGAAGUUCACACGGAGCAUUAACCCUGACACCCUCACCUUCCAACAGUGGGCCAAACAGAACAAAGAGAAACUUCUGAAAAAGUUUGCUGCCUGA